AUGGAGCAGAUCGAGACGCAGGCUUCCGAUUUGCGCUUUCUCUCGCAGGCUCAAGUUCCACUGAGCAACUCGCCCAGCGUCACCUACGAAACACCCAGGCCUGGGCCGCAGCACCAGCACCAGCACCAGCUCCAGCACCAGCAGCACCAGCAGCAGGACCACGACCAUGACAGUCCUGGUUCCGCGUCCUUCGGAGGCAAUUCCGCGACGCAUGGCGGCGACCCAGCAGCCAACAAGAGGAAAUCGACCGAUGAUGGCUUGAGCUCGGCCAAGCAAACGCGCAGCAAGCGAAAUCGGUACAUUUCCAUUGCAUGUAAUGAAUGCAAGAGACGCAAAAUCAAGUGCAAUGGCGAAACACCAUGUAAGCGCUGCGGCAACAUGGGGCUGAAUUGCCUUUAUACGCCAAACUGCUGCGCAAACACCUUCAAAGAUUCGGAAGAGUACAAACUCGUCACCUCUCACCUCAGCGCCCUGCAAGAUGAAGUCGUCGCUCUCAAACAGACUGUCCAGGCCAUGCAGCCAACCAUGGGAGACCGCUCCCAGAUGGCGUCAGCCUCCAUCAUGGCGCAAGGAAUGAUUGCCCCUUCACCAGCCCAGAGCUCCCUCUCGGGCCAGCCCAGUAUCGGCCAAGCCAGGACUCCAGGCGUCUACCGAGGGUCCACCAGCAGUUCGCACAUGAUUGGCAUCGCCCAGAAUAAUACAGGAAUUACAUACCCAGACCUGGACACGGCCAAUCAAUCAGAACCACAGCUCCAGCCGCUCAUUGUUGGAGUCGACCCUAUCCUAGACUACAGCAAGGAUGAGAUGCUUCGUCUCUGCCAAGUUCAUGACGACGAGAUUGGCAUCAUGUACCCAGUUCUCAACAUGGGAAGCGUCACAGAGCAUGCGCGGCAUAUUGCCACGCAGUUUGGUUCCCUGCGCCAACAGCCCGCUGCCCAACUUUUUACCGACGACAAGACACUCGAGCUCAAGAUGGUCAUGUGUUGUGCGCUCGUGGUUGAGGAGAACGGCCCUAGUAUAAAGGCCCAGAAGCUUUUUGACAGCAUGGAGUCGGUUCUGAAUCGCAAGCUACUGACCGACGAUGCAUACAUUUCCACUCUGCCUCUGCUAUGUAUAUUUGCGGGCUAUCGGUUCCUGACCGAUGCCGAGGGCUUGGCAUGGCGCAUCAUUGGGCAGGUAUGCCGACUGUGUCUGGAACUCGGUUUACAUCGAUCCCAGGUCCACCAGUCUAUUGAGGACCCGGUUGAGCGCCGACUAGCUCUCAACAGCUUCUGGUCUGCCUACGUACUAGACCGCCGUUGGGCUUUCAACACUGGACUGCCCUAUGUAAUUCAAGAUGCGGAUAUUGACCCCAAGUUGGAAUAUCCGACAGAACACCCCUAUCUUGUUUCCAUGAUAUCAUAUUCCAAGCUCGGCGCCAAAGUCUGGACCCUCGUCGAGCAGCGCCGGACCUCAUUUCUCGAUAAUGAGAAGCCUUGGGUGCAGGAAAUCGAGAGGCUUGAUGCCGAGAUUAUUGCUUGGUAUGCACGCGUGCCGCCUGAAGUGCAAAUCAGGGACUGGCAUGAGGAGGGUCACAUAAACUCGACGUCGUCGUAUAAUUUGCAACGACUCAGAGUCUGGACCUAUCUCCGCAAAAACCAAAUACGUAACUGGCUGCACGCACCAAUUCUGCACACAACCAACUCCAUCAUGGGCGCACCGCAUCUCGCUCAAGUAUGUGUCGAUGUGGCCAAAGACACGGUCGCGUACCUACAUCAAGUGAACAGCCAUACGGACAUGAUUCGAAGAUCCCAAGCCUUUUACAGCCAAUUUCUAGUUUCGGCGCUGGCAAUCAUGUUUUUGGCGUCGACUCAAGCACCUGUGCAGUUUUCUUCUAUUUGCAGAGAAGACUUUUACACUGGGCUGAGUCUGAUAGAAGAUUUGUCGCCGCAGAGCCACAUUUCCAAGCGUCUGUGGCGCAUAGUCUGGUCGCUCCGCGACUACCUUCAACAUCUCGCCCCCAAGCAGAACAACGACGCCCAUUCCAACGCCGCGCUGGGCAUGAUUGGUCUUGCCAGAGGCGGGCGCAUGGACACUGCCGCGACUCCUCAGUACGCCUAUGGCGGUCCCGGCGGGGGCAUGACCAUGGCGCCGGGAGGCAUACCCGACCCUUCUGACCUGGAGCAAAACGGCGCCAGGCUGUCGAGCCAACUCUGCCACAUUUACGAAUCCUUUGUGAGCCACAACGGGUUCAACAAUAUUCGGCUGGACCCAAACGACAUUCAAACGCCGGAUCAGGCAAGAGCUCUGGCGCAAACGCAGUUCUUUACCACCAUGAGACAAAUGUUUUGA
This is a messenger RNA of Beauveria bassiana ARSEF 2860, 2331 nucleotides long. RefSeq names its product fungal specific transcription factor. Gene Ontology annotation, molecular function: DNA-binding transcription factor activity, RNA polymerase II-specific; RNA polymerase II cis-regulatory region sequence-specific DNA binding; zinc ion binding. Bases 1 to 2331 code for a protein of 776 amino acids. The record is from RefSeq and is a predicted model, not a curated record. The transcript is spliced from 5 exons. Gene Ontology annotation, cellular component: nucleus. Lineage: Eukaryota; Fungi; Ascomycota; Sordariomycetes; Hypocreales; Cordycipitaceae. Gene Ontology annotation, biological process: positive regulation of transcription from RNA polymerase II promoter by galactose; DNA-templated transcription.